CAUCGGCAGGGAUGGCGCCGCCACCGGCGGUGGCGUGAAUCCCCUCCGUUGACCGAACCCAAAUUCGAGUCCGAGCAGUCGCGGCUCAGGUUGAAGCAAAACGACAUUGGAGAGGGCAGAAGAAACUUUCAUGGGUCUUGGUCCCAAACAGCCUCAGUUUUGCUUGAAGUGGCCAUGGGACAUCCACCGGAACCCCACUGACCCCAAAGGUUGUAGCUUUGAAACUCCAUGGUUGUUCAAGUCUUUGCAGAACGUGGGCUCUUUGGCUUCCAAUCUCCUCGUCUCCGCCUUAAAACCCCCUCUUUCUCAUGACCCAUCUUCUCAUUCGUCGCCCUUGGUCGCUGGAGACAGUAAAGGCAAGGUCUUGAAGUCGCAAAACAAAGGCUUGAGCACUAAAGAGCAAGGGGAGGCAAAGAGGGCGUUUGCCUCUGCUUUGGCCAGUCGGAAAGAGGCCAUUGUGAUUGAGUUCUACUCGCCCAAGUGCAAACUGUGUAGUUCUCUGCUCAAGUUUGUUCUGGAGGUGGAGGGGCAGAAUUCGGAUUGGCUAAACAUUGUUAUGGCCGAUGCAGAGAAUGAGAUGUGGCUUCUUGAGGUGCUUUCAUCUAUCUUCCCCUUUCGAGUCUUUUAAGUUGUCAUGUGCUAUUACUGAGAUUUGGGAAUUUAAGGAUUGUUUGUACAGUUUAGUUCUCUUUGAGGGAUGGUUCUUUUGUAUGUUGUGAUGGAAGGUCUUUCAGCAACAAAUUGAGUACGUUGUU
Molecule: messenger RNA, 755 nt
Organism: Eucalyptus grandis
Lineage: Eukaryota; Viridiplantae; Streptophyta; Magnoliopsida; Myrtales; Myrtaceae
Exons: 1
Coding region: 131-628 (165 amino acids)
Source: RefSeq, a predicted model, not a curated record